AUGGACGUCCUCUUUCGUGCCCACGAUACAAAUACCCGACUCAGACAUGCAUCUGAGGUGAUUGAUAUGUCAUUUCACAACUACUUUAGUCGAUUUCUCGACAUCGAGCAGCCACCAUUUAUGCCUCUACAUCCUACGGAUAACGAGAACACACCUGGGAAUACCGGGGGGAACAAUGAAUCCAAGUCCAUCGCAAAAUCGCAGAAUGACCAUCCCACUGGAAGCCAAGAACAACAAGACUUCGCGAAGAAGGCUCCGGAAUGGCUGCAAGCAUAUGCAGGUCAUCUAUCAGGAGAUAUCGAUACGGAUGAUGAGCAGAACGCCGAUGAAAGUCCGCGCAGCUCAACCGUCCAUAUCGAUCAACCUCUUCCCAGGGCUCUUCAGUCAAAUGCCUACUUUUGCUGA
Messenger RNA from Penicillium coprophilum, 405 nucleotides. Its product is annotated as transcription factor domain-containing protein. The record is from RefSeq and is a predicted model, not a curated record. Lineage: Eukaryota; Fungi; Ascomycota; Eurotiomycetes; Eurotiales; Aspergillaceae. The coding region runs from base 1 to 405 and encodes 134 amino acids. The transcript has a single exon.